CCUUCCAAUACACACAUCUAAACACAAACCAUGGCUCAAGAAGCAUCUCUCUCCGCCGAGACCGACAGCCUAAGCCACAUCUUCAGCCUCAUAGAAGCAUUCCGAGCAUUCGAUGCCGACAACGAUGGUUUGAUCUCAGCAGCGGAGGUCGGGGGGAUCAUGGGCUCGCUAGGGUACAACCUGAGCGAGCAGGACGUGAACGUGAUGAUGGAGGAGGGCGACGUCGACCGAGAUGGGCUGCUGAGCAUGGGGGAGUUCUUGGAGAUGAGUGCAAGGAGUGUGGAAGUUGGGGAGGUGGGGAGGUAUUUGAAGGUUGCCUUUGAGGCUCUAAACGCCGAUGGGGAUGAUCUUGUGAGUGGAGAAGAGCUUUAUGAAGUGUUUGUGAAUUUGGGAUUGGAUGUUUCAUUGGAGGAUUGCAUGGCUAUUGUGGCUUCUAUGGAUGGUGAUGGAGAUGGAGCUGUUUUUCUUGAGGAUUUGAAACUUAUUGUUAAUUCUCUUGAUUGAUUUACUCUUAUCUAUUGCUUUUAUGUCUAAAUUUCAAAUUUUAGUUUAAGUUUUUAUGUAAUUCCUAUCCCGUUUUCUUUCGUAUCAAUAAAUUUCUGUCGAUAUAAA
Molecule: messenger RNA, 612 nt
Organism: Cucurbita maxima (winter squash)
Lineage: Eukaryota; Viridiplantae; Streptophyta; Magnoliopsida; Cucurbitales; Cucurbitaceae
Product: probable calcium-binding protein CML29
Exons: 1
Coding region: 31-504 (157 amino acids)
Molecular function (GO): enzyme regulator activity; calcium ion binding
Source: RefSeq, a predicted model, not a curated record